GUCUCAAAGAGAUAAAGUUUUACUCGACCUAAAACGAGGUUGCGGAGGCAACAGAUGCGCGUGAGGGAGAAGUAAAUAACUCGCUGCAGAUAACGCUGUAGUCUCCACCAAAAAUGUCGCUGGUCUCCGUCACAGAGAUAGCUUUGCAUCUCAAGGACUUCCGCAAUGUAGACCUCUUUCACCAAGGUUUGUACCGAUUGCAUGCGAUUGCUUACCAGGUACCAAUCUUCACGUUCCUUUCAGGACAGGCCUUUUAUUACUUAACUAUGUAUCUAUAUGCAUCCAUUUCUUGUAUCAAGUUCAACAAGUUGUACAUGUAACCGAGCACUGAAACGUGAACAAGUGCUUGGCUCGUUGCUUUUUCUUGUACUAGGGUAGCACACUCAGAACAGUUACAAAGUGAGCACUACACUACAAGAGCGGCGCCUCGUACUGAAAAGUGAUCCUUUGGCGCAGUUCUUGUAGUGUAGUGCUCACUUUGUAACUGUCGACCUGAAUCCAUCUCAACACCAGGAACCCUGUCCCGGAGUCGUCUCAUACGCUACCUGUGUACGACUGUUAGACGGCGGCGUCAGUGACGUGGAGAAAGUGACACUGCCAUCCCAAAUCUGCACUGGCAUUCACGAGUACGGGAGCUACCUUUCUAGAGCGUUUUUGAUUCGCUACUGCGAGGAAGAGGUAGAGCUCAACGAAGGCGUAGUUUUCCGGAUUGAGCAACAACAGCCCAUUUCAUCUUGUGGCAGCACUUCUAAGAGGAUCAAGAGAAGCAGAGGCGCUAGUGGAGGUGGAGCAAAUGUAAAUCGAUUGGAAGGUGAAUCAGGGGCUGCAUGGGAUUCGAAGGAGCCGACGUCUUUGGCUGAGCGAUCGUCGAGGAGUGAGAGUAGGUGCUAUAGCGAAGAUAAUUAUCCAGCGGCGGUCGAGAAUAACAACGAACAUGCUCCUGUUGGCCGAGGAGGUUCAUCUGUGGAAGAACAAGAAGGUGUCCUUAACCUUAAUAAUAAUGUAGUGAGGAGAUCGCGAUCGGCUUCCGAAGACCACCAGGUGGAGGGACAAAACGCGGAGGAUGACCAGGACAUCAAUGGCAAUCUGAACGAUUAUCCCGAAGAAGAUGAAGACGACGACGAUGAUCUUCACGAAGGAGAGGUCAUUCUCGAGGUCGAGCUUCUCUUCGCGGACCUGACUGCGUUGGGUGGGCCUGAGGUCGAAAAUUUGGACCGCAUAGUGCACGAAUGCGAGUUCAAGAGUGCGAGCCGAAGGAAAUUCAUCCUGCAUCAGAUUAUGUAUCUGGUCAUUCAGGACAUGACCCAUACCUCACGACUAGGUACAUGAAUGAAUGAAUGAAUCAAUUUCAAAUUUUUCUACUCUGUCUUAAGAUCGAUGUGGCACGACCAUGAAAUGUACCUCAGCGGCGGAGUAAAUCUACUUCAUAGCUAGAAGUACAAAAAAAUCCUGUUCAAAAAUGUUCUAUUUGAAAAAAACAUCUCUUCGGCUUAUCUCUAAUUUUCCCUCCUGCGGCAUCCACGAGUACGUUCCUGUCCUCUUUGACGAAUUCCACUUCAGUUUCCUCAAAAUGCACAUCCAUUCAGCCACCUUAGAUGUGCGACGCCGCAUCCGACCAUUAGGCGUUUUGAUGGAUGCGACCGCGGCAGCAGAAGCGAGAGAACAGUUGCUCGAGGAGCUGACGAGUCUUCAGGUGGCAGGAGGAGAUAGUUUGUCAAAUGUUCUUGGUGUGGACAGCAGGAUGAAGGACCCAAGUCGAGUGUCUAAAGGACGUAGGACGUUGUCGAAUCGAUCAACAACAGCACGUGGAGG
This is a messenger RNA of Amoebophrya sp. A25, 1812 nucleotides long. The record is from the annotation of a GenBank genome assembly. NCBI's taxonomy places the organism in Eukaryota, Dinophyceae, Syndiniales, Amoebophryaceae.